Arachis ipaensis is the source of this 5922-nucleotide messenger RNA. The record is from RefSeq and is a predicted model, not a curated record. NCBI's taxonomy places the organism in Eukaryota, Viridiplantae, Streptophyta, Magnoliopsida, Fabales, Fabaceae.
CAAACCUUCUGAAAAAAAAACAAAUAAUUUUUAUGUCACUGUUCUGAGACAAUAUUUGUCUAUUUUUCUAUUCAUAGACACUUACUAAGUAAACAUUGCCUAAGUGACAAUUUUGACUAUAUUUAAAUAUGUACACAGGAAAAGUAUAUGAUCUAGGUGGGCAAGUUCUUGCUGCAAGCAGUGCUCCAAUCAUUUUUCACUUGGCAAAAGAGACAGGCUCAGCACUAGAAGAAUUAGACUCUCACAAGCUUGCUAUUAUCAACCCUUCCAAUGGAGAAUAUCAAGAUAUUAAAGUUGCUGAUGAUUAUGUAUCUGUUAUGUCACUUACAUUGGAAAUUCAGGAAAAGGUGAAGAAUUCUGGUAGAAUUGGGGUGCAUGGAGUGAGUGACAUUGCUCCAGAGUUGGCUCCAGAAUAUCUUGAAUGUCAUGGACUCAAAUCUGUUCCUAAAUCUGUGGCUUAUGGCUACACUGCCUCAGGAUAUGGCUUUGUUCAAGAUAUUCCUUAUGCAUACCUUCAUGAGUUCACUAGAACCUCCAUGGCUGGAAAAAUCCGAAGGUUUCGAGACGGAUAUACAAGUCUUUGGCAGAAGAUUGCUCAAUCACUUCCUUUGAAACUUUGCUGCAACACUGAAGUAUUGACACUUAGAAGGAACUCUGAUGGUGUCACAGUUAAUGUCAAGAACUUAAAUGGAGUUGAAACUUUGGUAUUUGAUAAGAUCAUAAUCUCUGGUUCAUUUCCAUUGAAAUAUGGAAGAACUUAUAGAUCAUUGCCUUCAACUUGCACAGAUUGUGAACCUGAAGUAAUGGAUACAAGUGAUCUUGAAAAAGAUUUGUUCAGCAAAGUAGAAACAAAUGACUACUACACUACUGUUUUGAAGAUUAACAGACUUGAUCAUUUGCCUGUUGGAUUUUAUUAUUUCAAUGAAUACAUGGAAGAUCCUAGCACAAUUGGACAUCCGGUUGCAAUUCAAAAAUUUUAUGCAGACACUAACAUAUUCUUGCUUUGGUCCUAUGGCAACUCUACUGAUAUUAAAGGACCUGCCGUCACAAAGCUUGCAAUCAAGACAGUAGAAUCCAUGGGGGGAGAGGUUCAGAAAGUCGUUCUUCAACGGCGCUUUAAGUAUUUUCCUCAUGUUAGUAGCCAAGCUAUGAAAGAUGGAUUCUAUGAAAAGUUGGAAUCAGGACUUCAAGGUUCAAGGAAUACUUACUAUGUAGGUGGCCUUAUGGCAUUUGAGCUUACAGAGAGGAAUUCAUCUUAUGCCAUGGCUUUAAUAUGCAAGAACUUUGCAAAUAGCAGUGAUUUGCCAAUGUAUCCUUAUACUAAGAGUUUGUUUCCAUUGAGAACUGAGUGCCAAGAAAUGGAUCCUAAAGAGUUAAGUGAAUUGCCAGGAGUGCAUUUUCCUAAUUUGCCUACUUUGGAUGGCUAUUUAAGGCAAUGGGGAACUCAUCCUAUCACUCAAGACAGAACACUUUACACUUGGAUUAAUGAAGAAGGCGCACCGGUAGGCCAGAGGACUUAUGCAGAACAACAUCUUAAUGCAUCCUGCAUUGCUCAUAAGCUCUUAACAUGCCAAAAGCCGGUUAUCAAGCCUGGGGACAAGGUUCUUCUUGUUUAUGUGCCUGGUCUAGACUUCAUCGACGCCUUCUUUGGAUGCCUAAGAGCUAGAGUCAUACCAGUUCCAGUUCUUCCUCCGGAUCCAAUGCAAAGAAGUGGACAAGCACUAACAAAAAUUGAAAACAUUGCCAAGUCCUGCAGCAUUGUGGCAAUUUUGUCAACAGCUGCUUAUCACUCGGCCGUCCGGGCAGGUUCAUUGAAAAAUUUUAUCUCAUUAACUGGGAAAAGUGGGAAGUCCUCAGCUCGCUGGCCGAAUCUUCCAUGGCUGCACACUGAUACUUGGGUCAAGAAUUCAAAAAGUUUGGCCUUGAAUGGUCUAGAUGAUCAAUGUGAAGAAGCUCAGCCUGGUGAUAUUUGUUUCUUGCAAUUCACGUCUGGUUCGACCGGUGAUGCUAAAGGAGUUAUGAUCACUCAUGGUGGCCUUAUUCACAAUGUGAAGUUAAUGAGAAGUAGAUACAGGAGCACAUCAAGAACAGUCCUAGUGAGUUGGCUCCCUCAGUAUCAUGACAUGGGACUGAUUGGGGGACUUUUUACAUCUCUUGUCAGUGGUGGAUCGGCGAUUUUGUUUUCGCCAAUGACAUUUAUCAAGAAACCACUCUUAUGGCUUGAAACUAUGAGCAAAUAUCAAGCAACUCACAGUGCUGGCCCAAACUUUGCAUUUGAGUUGGUGAUUAGAAGGUUAUUCGGGGAACGAAAGCCUAUCAUUGUUGAUUGGCAAGGAAGAGUUUGUUGUGGAUAUACUCAGCAAGAGAAUGAAGAUAUUGACAUAAGAAUAGUUGAUCCGGAGACAUGUGAAGAGCUUCAAGAGGAUGGAAAGGAGGGAGAGAUUUGGUUUAGUAGCCCAAGUGCUGGAAUAGGAUACUGGGGAAGGGAAGAAUUGAGUCAGAAUACUUUCAAGAACAAACUUCGCAAUCAUCCUGGCCGUUACUACACAAAAACAGGAGACUUGGGAAGAAUCAUAGAUGGAAAACUGUUCAUCACUGGAAGAAUCAAAGAUCUCAUCAUUGUUGCUGGAAGGAACAUCUACUCUGCAGAUGUUGAGAAGACAGUUGAGACUUCCUCAGAAUUGCUUCGGCCUGGUUGUUGUGCUGUCAUUGGUGUCCCGGAGGAAAUCUUAUCUGCAAAGGGGAUUUCCAUGCCAGAUGGCUCUGAUCAGGUUGGCUUGGUUGUGAUUGCAGAGGUUAGAGAUGGAAAACCAGUUGGCAAAGAUGUUAUUGAGAAGAUUCGGACUCGUGUGGUUGAAGAACAUGGAGUUGGUGUUGCUUCUGUUAAGCUGGUCAGGCCUAGAACAAUCAGCAAAACAACAUCUGGAAAAAUCAAGAGAUUUGAAUGUAUCAAGCAGUUUGCAGAUGAAUCUCUGAACUUGGUUCCACAAGGUCCACAGACUCUAUUGAAGAAAACUUUGCUGAGAUCAUAUACUACCGGAACAUGUGGCGAAGGGAAUACUCCGAGGCCCCGGCUAGUAAGAAGAACACUUGCAGCCAGCAAAAGGAUCAGUAAGAAUGACAUUGUGGAAUUCUUGAAGGGCCUUAUUUCUGAGCAAACUGGAAUUCCAAUCAACAACAUCUCAGUUACAGAUAACCUAACAUCCUAUGGAAUUGAUUCGAUUGGUGUGGUUAAAGCAACUCAAAAGCUCUCGGAUUUCCUUGGAACACCAGUUGCAGCCAUUGAUGUUUUCACUGCAACAAACAUUCUAGAAUUGGCAAACUUCUCUGAGGAUCUGCUAUCCAAGAUUCAGCCUCAGCUUUCAAGCAAUCCAACCAAUGUUCCAGAAGCUGAAACUUUUUCUACUGAACUGGUUGAAGAGGUAUCUACAUCUAAGCGAUUUGGUAUCCAUUUACUUCAAGUUAUAGCACUUGUUUAUAUUUCCAUCAUGCUAGCCUCACCAGCUUAUAUAUCCAUCAAUGCUUUCCUAAGCUUCAUCCCAAGUUUCAGUAUAUCAGUAGAUGGAAUACCCUGGUCAAAUUAUUUGGUUUCCCUUGCUUUAGCACCUAUUGCUUGGAUUCUUUGCAUUGCUGUUACUUGCAUUUGCAUUUCAUUAUUUGGAAAUUCUUUCUUGAGGCCAAACUAUGCUCUUGUCUCCGAAAUCUCCUUGUAUUCAAUGGACUUUGUCAAAUGGUGGGCAUUAUAUAAGGUCCAAGAGAUUUCUUCUAAAGUUCUAGCAGUUCACCUCAGAGGAACUGUGUUUUUGAAGUACUGGUUUGAGAUGCUUGGUGCAAGGAUUGGAUCCUCAGUGUUGCUUGAUACAGUUGACAUUACCGAUCCGAGUCUUGUUUCGAUUGGAGAUGAAGCUGUCAUUGCAGAAGGUGUUUUGGUUCAAAGUCAUGAGGUAAAAAGCAGAAUUCUAAGUCUCCGUGCUAUCAAGAUUGGCAGAAGUUCCUCAAUUGGACCUUAUGCAGUUAUUCAAAAAGGAAGUGUUAUUGAAGAAGGUGCUGAGGUACAGGCCUUGCAAAAGGUUGAAGGAGGCCAGCCUGUGCUCAAAUCUGCUAAGCUUAGUGAUGUUGAUAAGAAUGCAGAAGUUCCUAGCUUUUACCACUUUAUUGGGAUCUAUCUUGUUAGCUUUCUCAGUUCACUAGCUGCAGCUAUUACCUACUUCAUGUAUAUAUGGUUCUCCAAGAAAUCUCCAUCAUUCCUACACUUUUCAUUUGUUUGCCUAUGUGGUGCAUUCCACUGGAUCCCCUUCACCAUUAUUGCAUAUGCUACCAUGUUUUCUGAUGUACCAUCAAAUCCAAUAACCUUUGCCAUUUCAUUUGCCGGCGCCUACUUACUUCAUGGUCUUGUGCUCAUAGCUCUCAGCAGCGCUUUCUCCCAUCUCCUCAUCAUGUCCGGUAUAAAGCAAAACCAAUACAGAACUUGGCUUAAGCAACAAGUCACCAUGUCAUGCCACCUUAGAUUCGCGAAGCUUCUCUCAGGAACAGGAGCCUUCUGUAUUUAUCUACGACUCUUGGGUGCGAAAAUUGGCAAGCAUUGUUCCAUUAGAGCAAUCAAUCCCAUUUCAAAGCCAGAAUUAAUGACAAUCGGUGAUGGUGUCCAUCUAGGAGAUUUCAGCAAGAUAAUUACUGGUUUUUACUCUUCCAGUGGAUAUACUUCUGGAAAAGUUGAAGUUCGGCAUAAUUCAGUUGUUGGCAGUCAAAGCCUAAUUCUCCCAGGUUCUAUUGUCCAAAAGAAUGUCAUUCUAGGUGCACUUUCAGUUGCUCCAAUGUACUCUAUACUCCAAGAGGGUGGUGUUUAUAUUGGAUCACAAUCCCAACCAGUUAUCAGAAACACAAUGAAUAAUUCUGAUAAAAAUAUAGAAGAGAUGGACACUGAAUGUAACGAGAAUGCUAACAAUUUGGCGACAACAUUGCAUAAAAAGGACUCAGAUAAAGUUACCUUGACCAGAACAUGGUAUCAAAGUUUCUCAGUACUCUUCAUUCAACCCUUGAUGCAAACAUUUUUGCCUUAUUUUGUGGUUGGUUUAUCAGUUUUUGCACCUUUGGACCUUAUUGUUCACAAAAAGAAUGCCAUGAAUCUCUCGUUGCAUUGGUUUUUCCCUAUGGUUUGGGUUCUCUCUGGCACUCUAGCUGCAUUGGCAUGUGUUAUAGCCAAAAGGGUUCUUGUAGGAAAGAACAAAUCUGGAGAAAAAGUUCCCAUAUGGAGCACAAGGAUCACCAUGGACAGCACUUGGCAAGCCAUAAGAACACUUGUUGGAGACUUUUUCAUGGACAUGACAAAUGGCUCAUAUUUUCUUGUGUUGUAUAUGAAGCUGAUGGGUGCAGAUGUUGAAACGGAUCACGAAGUUUAUGUGGAUAGCAAUGGAGCAUUGUUGAAUCCUGAAAUGGUGAAGAUUGAAAGAGGUGGCUGUGUGGGAAAAGAAGCAUUGCUGUUUGGACACAUAUAUGAAGGGGAAGAAGGAGGAAUGGUGAAGUUUGGAGAUAUCAAAAUUGGAGAAGAUGGUUUUGUUGGUAGCAGGGCUGUUGCCAUGCCUGGUGUGCAGUUGGAGAAUGAGGGAAAUCUUGGUGCUCUAUCUCUUGCCAUGAAAGAAGAGAUCAUAAGGUCAAGGUGAAAUAUUAGUACUGUCACAGUUGUCCACUUUCACUUGGUAAUUUGUGCAAACAGUUGGUGCUCGUAUUUAGAGCUACCUUAGUCAUGAGAUUCUACAAUAAACAAUUUGGGGAUUUCUAACUUAGGAACUUGUUUGUAUAAGUAAUUUACAUUAUGUACCACUGUUUAAUUGAGAGUUGAUACAUUAUAGAGUGAUUCCAAUCGGGAUCACAUUGUACUAUUAAGUUUGUAAGAAUCUCAAUAAUGCUUCACCCUUCAAUAUA